AUGUACGUCCUAGUAGUGCCAUGGUCUCGUCGCGCCUACAUCUGCGUGCUGGACAGCGCCCGCGUAAACCAGCUACCUGGUAACUUGAGUGGCCUAUAUACACGUCUGCAUCGGAAAUUGCUUGGUUCUACUUCCACCUGCGAUGAACUGGAUGAACCUACGGAUGCACCAGAUGAUCUAGAUAAACUAGAUUGUGGUGAUCUUUCGGCCAGUGGAGCUGAUCUGAUCGGAUCCCCACCGGACAUUUUGAACUUUGAGACUCGUGUUGAGACUGACUCAUCCCUAGCUCGACGCGUCGUGCAGCGCUGGCUAACCGGCGCGUGUCAGGAGAUGGGUGGAGCUAUCGCCAGUUCCGACGCUCCAGGAGGUGGCGCACCGAUUGUGGUAUUGCUCCACGCCUCUAGCUCUGCUACAACAGAGCUGUUUGAAGAGACUGGAACUGAUGCCCAGGCCAAUGGCAUCUGGCCACUAGGUGAGACGAUGACUAGCCGGAGGCGGACGCCUCUACUUCAGGGCCUUUUUGGUCUGCCAGUAGUUUCAUUGGGUGGCACUGCCGAGGAGUCAGCAUCAUCAUCCUUGGCAGCAGAUGAUCCUGCCUCUGGUGGUGGGUGUUCGGAAGAGACAGAAGACGCCUACAGCCUACUCAACUGGCAGUCUACUAUCGCAAGAAGAGCAAUUAAGUUUUUUCUUCAGGUAUACCUUUUUCCCUUAUACUUUGUGCUUAUUUAUUCCUGA
This is a messenger RNA of Protopolystoma xenopodis, 735 nucleotides long. Lineage: Eukaryota; Metazoa; Platyhelminthes; Monogenea; Polystomatidea; Polystomatidae. The record is from the annotation of a GenBank genome assembly.